AACAAGCUGCUCGAGCUAUGACCCAAUUAGCAGAAACUAUUAGAGGAGAAGAAGAAGCAGAAAAAUCUCUCAUCAAGAUUAAACUAUUUAGAGGAGAUAGUACUGAGGAUUCUAUCGAUUGGAUUAAUGAAUUUGAACAGGCUACUACUGCCAAUAACUGGAGUGCUGCUAGAAAACUUGCCAUCGCUAAAACCUAUAUGCAUGACAAUGCAGAAGACUAG
Molecule: messenger RNA, 221 nt
Organism: Racocetra persica
Lineage: Eukaryota; Fungi; Glomeromycota; Glomeromycetes; Diversisporales; Gigasporaceae
Source: the annotation of a GenBank genome assembly